UGUCUACAACAGGUGACAUUUAUAACUUUUAACGCUCACUGUGAGCCGAACCUCCCCUCAACCCAGCAGGUAUGGAGAGAGGAGUUACAGAGGGAGCAGAUGAAAGUUGGUAUCCUCUCUCGCUUUAUGUUCUGCAGUUUGCUGCAGGCCGGCAACACGAGGGCGCUUCAUCUAAAAAUCUAAAACCUCUUAAAAGAUGCGAUGAAAUAAUCCCAUAACAAUUAUUAUUUUUCUUUGCAAAUCAUCUGAAUGAGCUCAAGAUGGCUGCCUUCUUUUUUUUUGUAACGGGUAAAUAAAAAACUGGAGAGGAAGCGUCACGACUAUGGGGGAACCUCCUUCGGACUGCAGCCCCCUCAUCGGUGCAGCAUCCUCGGGUAAGCUCCGUCUGGUCCGCCUGCUGGUGGAAGGCGGUGCUCAGGUAAACGGGUGCAACCCGAGAGGAGAGACCGCUCUCCUGGCUGCCUGUAAGGCCUUGAGAGGGGAUCCUGCUGGGCCUGAGACUGUAAAGCUCCUCACAUACCUGCUCCAGAACAAGGCAGAUCCAAACGCACAGGACCGGGCUGGACGCACCGCUCUCAUGUACGCCUGCAUGAAGCGAGCAGGAGCUCAGGUGGCGUCCACCCUGCUGGCUGCAGGAGCCGACCCCUGCAUGGAGGACUACUCCGGAGCUUCAGCGCUGGUGUAUGCCGUCAAUGCACAGCACCAGCCGACGCUGAAGGUGUUGAUGGAUGCCUGCAAGGCCAGGGGUCGUGACAUCAUCAUCAUCUCAACUGAGCUGGGUGUGAACGGAGGCCCGGUGACCCGGCAUUACCUGAACGUCCCUCCAUCUCCUGACACCUCACCGGUGCCCUGCAUGUCACCGUCUGACAUCGUCCUGAAGACGAGCUCACCCAACUCGCCUGAGGGAGAGAACGUCUUCAACUUCAGAGGACCUGGAAAAAGAGGAAGCAGCAGCAGCAGCAGCAGCACUUUUCCUCCCUCCAGACUUCCCUCCUCUGAGUUGAGUCCAUUGAGCCAGUGUAGCACUCCGCCGUCGCCGAGGCAGAGACUGUUAUCUGAACCAUGGCUGGCCAUUCACAACCUGGCCUGUCUGAACCAGGCUUACAAGGAGGGCACGAGGGAGAGGAGGCCACAGGAGGGUGGAGACGGAGAGGAUGACAAGGAAGGAGAGGAUGAGGAGCCUCGUUUUCAUCAAUACAGGAUUGAUGGGAGGACAGAGGAGGCCGUUCAAAGGAGGUCUGGAGGAGAGAAUUACAGCAGCUGUCGUGGGGAUUUCCUUCAGAGGGUUUCUCAGUCGCUCCUGUCCCUCACAGAGAUGAGCUCAUCUCAGGUGACCUCGAGAAGACUGAGGUGUUUUACGCCUGGAGCUUCAGCUUCGGACAAAAUGACCCAAAAAAACGAUGAGGUUCCCGCCUGUGCGCCUCCUCACUCCCACCUCCGCAGGAACACCCUCCCCUCCGUCAUGGUGUUUCCUCCUCUCCUUCACCUCCCCCCUUUAGUCAACCGAUCGAACUCCCACCUCCGGAUACCAACCCAGGUUUCACCUUCCAAAAGCAGGAGCAUGGUGUUUCUGCCUCACCCGCCCAGCACCUCUCCACCCUCCUCUUCACCCAGAGCAUCUGCGAGACCGACAGCGCUCCCUCGGCUGACGCUCGCCUCCUCUGUCACCUCCUUGGUUGGUUCUCCCGCAUCCUGCUGCAGUGAGAGGAGCAGGAGGUCACUGCGCCGCCACUCGGUGCAGCUUGAACAGAUCGGACGAGGAAACAUUUAAGCACCUUCAUCCCUUCAUCAUGUGCUUCUCUGAUCAAUCGUCACACAAACUUUACAUUGUUCAAAAGCUGUGAUGAACGUUGGUUGUUUUGUAACAGAAGUGCAAAA
Molecule: messenger RNA, 1878 nt
Organism: Larimichthys crocea (large yellow croaker)
Lineage: Eukaryota; Metazoa; Chordata; Actinopteri; Sciaenidae
Product: ankyrin repeat domain-containing protein 34B
Exons: 5
Coding region: 323-1771 (482 amino acids)
Molecular function (GO): protein binding
Source: RefSeq, a predicted model, not a curated record